CAGCCUGGCCGGCUCGGAAGUUUGCUGGUAGCCGGGGAAGGGUGUCUUUGCGCGAGCAGUUUCAUCUGUGUGGGGUUGCUUUAGGAAGAGUCCCACCCGUUCCUCACAGAAGACGUUGUGAAGUGUCGGGGACUGUCAGGGACCCACCAUCUUUGUGGCCUGGGCGGACUUCAUAGGUCACGAGUGACUGAAGACUGACUUCCUCUUCGGAAACUCGCUGGUGUUUUUGUCCUGCCCGAGCCGCUAGACCCUGAUUAACCAGGAGAGGCUGACUUGGAUCCGGCUAGGCAGAUGGGCAGCUUCUGCCCUACCUCUCACUACGACGAAGCCUAGCGGCUUGGGUGAAAAUAGGGAUAAAAUGUCGGGCCCGUUUUUCCUCAGCUCUCCUUGCCUAGGACGGCUUUCCGGCUUUCAGAAAGGCCUCCCCCGGUUCUGUCAUUUUGCGUGCAGGGUCGGUGUGGACUGCACAGCUGCGUGCCCGCCUCACCUGGGAGCAGAGGGACCCGGAUGCGGAGUGUGCAGAUCGUCAGCCUAGCACCCGGUCCAGUGACAUAGUUGAGCGCACGUUGCCAGAACGGUUCUGAAGUUUGGGUGCCCUGUAGCCUUCCCCCUCAAACCCGGCCCUCCCUUGAAUCAUGCUCCUGAGAAGGGAACGCUGCUCUAAAGGUUGCCGAGUAGGAUACUCUAGAUAUUCGUCAGAUCCAGUUUCUUUCUUGGAGGAAGGUGGCCUGCUUCCAUCCAGGGGCACAUGAUGUCUUUGCCAUUUUAUCAGCAGUCCCAUGCGCACUAUGAUCACAGCUACCGCCACAAGGACCUGCGCACCACUACAAGCCAGUACCAGCAGGAGAAGAAGCGUUCUGCCAUCUAUACCCAUGGUUCCACAGCCUACAGCAGCCGCUCCUCUGCUGCACACCGCCAGGAAGCAGAGGCCUUCAGUCAGGCGUCUGCCGCCUACCAGCAGCAGGCCUCUCAGGCCUACAGUCUUGGAGCUGAACAGUACUCCCUUGCAUCUCAAGUCAGUCGCAAGGCGGCCUCAGCCUACGACUAUGGCUACUCCCACGGUCUUACAGAUUCUAGUCUGCUGUUAGAAGAUUAUUCAUCUAAGUUGAGCCCCAAAACAAAGAGAGCCAGGCACAGCCUUCUGUCUGGAGAAGAAAAAGAGAACCUGCCAAGUGACUACAUGGUGCCCAUUUUCUCAGGACGUCAAAUGCACGUCAGUGGAAUCGCAGAUACAGAAGAAGAGAGAAUUAAAGAAGCUGCAGCUUAUAUAGCCCAGAGGAAUCUUCUUGCCAGUGAGGAAGGAAUCACAUCCUCCAAACAGUCUGCAGCGUCCAAACAGUCUGUGAUAUCCAAACAGGCCACCUCCACGCUUCAAGAAGAAGAAACUUUUCAAAAAAAGUCAAGGAAAGUUGCAAUACGAGAAAAAGCAGAACGCCUGUCGCUGAAAAAAACAUUAGAAGAAACUGAGGCCUAUCAUGGAAAGUUGAAUGAAGACCAUCUUCUCCAUGCUCCUGACUUUACCAUUAAGCCUCGUUCCCACACCGUUUGGGAGAAAGAGAAUGUAAAAUUACACUGCUCUGUAAUAGGCUGGCCAGAACCGCGUCUCACAUGGUAUAAAAACCAAGUGCCAAUAGAUGUCCAUGCCAACCCUGGGAAGUAUAUUAUUGAAAGUCGAUAUGGAAUGCACACUCUGGUGAUUAACGAAUGCGAUUUUGAGGACACGGCUCAGUACCGGGCCUCGGCGAUGAAUGUUAAAGGAGAGCUCUCAGCAUAUGCAUCUGUUGUGGUAAAGAGAUAUAAGGGGGAAUUUGACGAUACUCGCUUCCACAGUGGAGCUUCCUCCAUGCCUCUCAGCUUUGCUGUAACCCCUUAUGGUUAUGCAUCAAAGUUUGAGAUCCACUUUGAUGACAAGUUUGAUGUGUCUUUUGGGAGAGAGGGAGAGACGAUGAGUCUGGGAUGCCGUGUAGUUAUCACACCUGAAAUCAAACAGUUCCAGCCGGAGAUCCAGUGGUACAGAAAUGGGGCGCCUGUUUCUCCAUCAAAAUGGGUGCAAACACACUGGAGUGGAGAGCGGGCUACACUGACAUUUUCUCAUCUCAACAAAGAAGAUGAAGGCCUCUAUACAAUUCGUGUACGAAUGGGCGAAUAUUAUGAAGAAUAUAGCGCUUAUGUCUUUGUUCGAGAUGCUGAUGCGGAGAUUGAAGGAGCCCCAGCGGCGCCCUUGGAUGUGAUGUGCUUGGAUGCCAACAAAGAUUAUAUCAUCAUCUCCUGGAAGCAGCCAGCUGUAGAUGGAGGGAGUCCUAUCCUGGGAUAUUUUAUUGAUAAAUGUGAAGUGGGCACAGACAGCUGGUCUCAGUGCAAUGACACACCUGUGAAGUUUGCUCGUUUUCCUGUCACUGGAUUGAUAGAAGGUCGUUCCUAUAUCUUCCGAGUUCGAGCUGUGAAUAAAACUGGAAUAGGCCUGCCUUCUCGAGUUUCUGAGCCUGUGGCUGCUCUGGAUCCCGCUGAGAAAGCUAGAUUGAAAAGUCGCCCAUCAGCACCCUGGACUGGACAGAUAAUUGUCACUGAAGAAGAACCUACAGAGGGCAUUGUUCCUGGCCCCCCCACAGAGCUCUCUGUCACAGAGGCCACGAGGAGCUAUGUGGUGCUAAGCUGGAAGCCCCCUGGCCAGCGUGGCCAUGAGGGCAUUAUGUAUUUCGUGGAAAAGUGUGAAGCAGGAACGGAAAACUGGCAGCGGGUGAACACGGAGCUGCCCGUGAAGUCUCCCCGCUUUGCUCUGUUCGAUCUGGCCGAGGGGAAAUCCUACUGCUUCCGCGUGCGCUGUUCUAAUUCAGCAGGAGUCGGUGAGCCCUCAGAGGCCACAGAAGUGACCGUGGUAGGGGACAAACUUGAUAUCCCUCAGCCUCCUGGAAAAAUCAUCCCAAGCAGAAACACGGAUACCUCUGUAGUGGUUACUUGGGAGGAGUCCAAAGAUGCUAAAGAGUUGGUCGGAUACUACAUCGAGGCAAGCGUGGUUGGCUCUGGCGAGUGGGCGCCUUGCAACAACAACCCCGUGAAGGGCUCACGAUUUACUUGUCAUGGAUUGGUGACUGGUCAGAGUUAUAUUUUCCGGGUCAGAGCCGUUAAUGCUGCUGGGCUUAGUGAAUAUUCCCAGGAUUCGGAAGCUAUUGAGGUCAAAGCCGCUAUUGGGGGAGAAGUAUCUCCAGAUGUGUGGCCUGAGCCGAGUGCUGCGCCCGGUGGACUAACAGACUCCAGGGGGUUUGUGCAUGAGGCCUCCCCGCCAACCUUUCAGAAAGAUGCUUUGCUCUAUAGCAAACUUAACAAACCUUCACCACCCAGUAGCUCCCACAACCUGGGCCAAACAGAAGUGAGUAAAGUAACUGAAACAGUUCAGGAAGAGCUGACCCCAUCACCAGAGAAGGCAGCUCCUAAGGGGAAAAGUAAGUCUGAGCCCCCGAAAACGAAGAAGGACCUAGCGGCACCAUCUCCACCCUAUGAUAUCAAAUGUCUUGAAAGUUUUCGUGACUCAAUGGUUCUUGGAUGGAAGCAACCAGAUAAGACUGGAGGGACAGAAAUUACUGGCUAUUAUGUGAAUUAUCGCGAGGUAAUUGGUGGAGUACCUGGAAAAUGGAGAGAAGCCAACAUCAAGGCUGUCAGUGACGAGGCAUACAAGAUUAGUAACUUGAAGGAAAACAUGGUUUAUCAAUUCCAAGUGGCGGCCAUGAACAUCGCUGGGUUGGGAGCGCCCUCAGCAGUGAGUGAAUGCUUCACCUGUGAAGAGUGGACCAUUGCUGUUCCAGGACCACCGCAGAGCCUCAAGUACAGUGAAGUGCGGAAGACCUCCCUGGUUCUCCAGUGGAAGCCUCCAGUCCACUGUGGGCGGACGCCGGUCACUGGUUACUUCGUGGACUUGAAAGAGGCCCAUGCCAAGGAAGACCAGUGGCGAGGACUCAAUGAGGCAGCGAUUCCAAACAAGUACCUGAAGGUUCAAGGCCUCACGGAGGGUGUCAGCUACGUGUUCCGUGUCCGAGCCAUUAACCAGGCUGGAGUUGGGAAGCCAUCCGACCUUGCAGGCCCUGUUGUGGCAGAAACCCGUCCAGGAACCAAAGAGGUUGUGGUAAAUGUGGAUGAUGAUGGAGUCAUUUCAUUGAACUUUGAAUGUGAUCAGAUGACUCCAAACUCAGAGUUCGUCUGGUCCAAAGAUUAUGUACCCACUGAGGACUCUCCACGACUGGAAGUUGAAAGCAAAGGCAGCAAGACAAAAAUGACCUUCAAAGACCUUGGGGAAGAUGACUUGGGCAUUUACUCUUGUGACGUAACAGACACUGAUGGAAUAGCAUCGAGCUACUUAAUUGACGAGGAAGAACUGAAACGUUUACUUGCUCUCAGUCACGAUCACAAGUUCCCAACUGUUCCAGCCAAAUCAGAGUUGGCAGUUGAAAUCUUGGAGAAAGGGCAGGUCCGGUUUUGGAUGCAGGCUGAAAAGCUAUCUGGCAAUGCCAAAGUCAACUACAUAUUUAAUGACAAGGAAAUUUUUGAAGGGCCGAAAUACAAAAUGCAUAUUGACCGAAACACUGGCAUAAUUGAAAUGUUCAUGGAAAAGCUACUGGACGAGGAUGAGGGAACGUAUACUUUCCAGAUUCAAGAUGGAAAAGCAACUGGCCACUCUACUCUUGUUCUCCUUGGAGAUGUCUAUAAAAAGCUCCAGAAAGAAGCUGAAUUCCAGCGGCAAGAAUGGAUUAGGAAACAAGGUCCACAUUUUGCUGAGUAUUUGAGCUGGGAAGUGACUAAUGAAUGUAAUGUACUAUUGAAAUGCAAGGUAGCAAAUAUUAAAAAGGAGACUCACAUUGUGUGGUACAAGGACGAGAGAGAGAUAUCAGUGGAUGAAAAGCAUGACUUUAAGGAUGGUAUAUGUACCCUGCUUAUAACAGAGUUUUCCAAGAAAGAUGCUGGGAUUUAUGAAGUUAUCCUGAAAGAUGACCGAGGAAAAGAUAAGAGCAGACUGAAGCUUGUGGAUGAAGCCUUCCAAGAACUGAUGUCUGAAGUAUGCAAAACAAUAGCUCUGUCUGCCUCAGACCUGAAAAUCCAGAGCACAGCCGAGGGCAUCCGGCUGUACUCCUUUGUGACUUACUACGUGGAUGACUUGAAAGUGAACUGGUCACACAAUGGGACUGGUAUUAAGUACACAGACAGAGUUAAGAGUGGGGUCACCGGGGAGCAGAUCUGGCUACAAAUCAAUGAGCCCACUCCUAAUGACAAAGGGAAAUAUAUAAUGGAACUCUUUGAUGGCAAAACUGGACACCAAAAGACAGUGGAUCUUUCUGGACAAGCAUACGAUGAAGCCUUUGCUGAAUUCCAGAGGUUAAAACAAGCUGCCAUUGCUGAGAAAAAUCGUGCCCGGGUGCUGGGCGGUCUCCCUGACGUGGUCACCAUCCAGGAGGGCAAGGCCCUUAACCUCACUUGCACUGUGUGGGGCGACCCAACCCCGGAGGUCUCGUGGCUGAAGAACGAGAAGCUGCUGGCCUCAGACGAGCACUGCAACCUCAGGUUCGAGGCCGGGAAGAUCGCCUACUUCACCAUCAACGGCGUGAGCACCUCCGACUCGGGCAAGUACGGGCUGGUUGUGAAGAACAAGUACGGGACGGAGACCAGCGACUUCACGGUCAGCGUGUUCAUCCCGGAGGAGGAGGCCAGGAAGGCCCUGUCGGAGCCGCAGAAGUCCAAGUGACCGAAGACUGGGCGGAGGGGUGCGAGGAGAGCCGAGACCGGCUGAGUCAACUUGCGCUGCUUGUGUGCGAAUGGUUUGGGUUAAGGACAAGGAAGGCUUUGCACUUCCUCCUCCCUGUUGUGUGCUGGGUUAGGGAUAGGAUUGUCAAAUCUUUCAUUCAUAUAUUUUUUAAAAGUGCCAACUAACAACACUUUAAAGGUUUUUCUUUAUAAACAAAUUAUAUGUUAAGAAAAUAGCAUUAGUAGCACAAACAUUAGGAAAUGGUUUUAAGGGAAUGUCCAGAAUAAAAUUGGAGGGAUAUUGAAUGAUGGUCGGAGAGCAGAAGAAGGUGUUGUGGAGAGUCUGGAGUGGAUGAGGAUUUGGUGGUAAAUUCCCAUGGUUGGCAGCCAUGCUCGAGCAUCCCAUCAAAGAGACAUGCUGCUGAGGCCAUGGGUGUGGGCCAGGUGUUGUUGCCAUGGUGAUGUGCAGCCUUGUGACUUGGAGCCUCCUCCAUAUGAAUAAAUGGUUCUCACACCUUU
Messenger RNA from Oryctolagus cuniculus (rabbit), 6246 nucleotides. NCBI's taxonomy places the organism in Eukaryota, Metazoa, Chordata, Mammalia, Lagomorpha, Leporidae. The record is from RefSeq and is a predicted model, not a curated record.